AUGAGUGAUAGUGCGAGUGUAACGGCGUCGUCUUUAGCGAUUACGGAGAAUAAACCUCGAAGAACUGGUGGAUGUGUCGGUAUCUUCUUUCAACUCUUCGAUUGGAACAGAAGGUUCGCUAAGAAGAAACUUUUCUCCAAGAGAUUACUUCCUCCAGAUCGUGCAAAAGAAGCUUCAAAAAAGUUCGGAGGUGAUGAGAAGCUGCCGAAACUAAGACUGAUUGCUGAUGAAAACAGUGGGGGAUUCCCAAACAUGAACAAAAAUGGCGUUUCAACUUGUAACAAUGGAGUUCAAACUCCUAGUUUAGUCGCUAGGCUUAUGGGGUUGGAGUCUAUGCCAUCAUCUGUAAAUCGCGACAAGCUUCACAAUCACAAAGCUAUAUGCAACAAAGAAGAAUCCGAAAAGGAAACCACAAGACAAGAUUUUAGGCCUCAAAAGCUUCAAAAAACAAUGGCGGAUAGAAGAUGUGUAACUAGAUUUGGAGCAGAAGCAUUACAACUCAAAAACGUUCUAUCUCGAUCAAAAAAACAUCAUCGUCAUCAUCCAAAACUUGCUUCCCCUGUAAAAACCACAACACAUCAUUCAAGAAAGAACACAUCAAGGUUAAUUGGUGCUGCUUCUAGGAUUCUAGAAACUAGAAACAAGUCUAAAUUUGCUAUCACUUAUCCUCAUAGUGUAAGAACAGAGCGUAUGAAAUUAAAAAGUGAAAAUCUUGAAGCAUCCUGCAAAAACUGUGAUGCAGUUAGUGAUAAUACCAAAGAUUUUGUUGCAUUGAAUAGGAGUUUAAGUGGUCAAACUCGGUCAAGGGCACCAAAUAAAGUUGAGGAUACAAAGAGGAAUAAUAUCGUAUCUCGAGGGCAGAAAAGACAUUUAACACAAGGUUAUGGUGUAAUGGGUUCUUCAAAUAACAAGCCAAGAAGGGUCAUGAGUGCUUCAUGUAAUGGAAAACAGAUGAAGCAUGAACAUCAGGGGCAAAAUGGGAAUGGAAUGAUGUUUAAAUUUAGUUCACCAAUGAAGAACACGUGUGAAAAAGUAGAGAAAAGAAGGAAUCAAAAUCAAAAUGUUUCAUAUUGUAAAUUACGCAAAAGGCCUACAUCAAAUCAGAUUGACAAAUUCCCAUUGACUGGAGAUUCUUUGGGUGCUCUUCUUGAAGCAAAAUUGAAUGAGUUGACUAGUCAAACUUCAACAAAAAGAACACCUGCUCAUAUUUUUCAAGAGCUUUUAUGUGCUUUAAAUAAAGAAAACCCACUUCCUCAAAAUGAUGUAUUCUGUUUACAGACAAAUUCAGAAAAAUCUGGAUACAAAAACAGCAAUCAUCUUAGCCCAGGAUCAGUUCUUGAAGCCUCUUUUUCAAAUGACAGCUGUUGUUCCAGUAGUUUGGAAGAUAGCUCAGGAAGAAUGCAACACACAGAUUCCACGAGUUACUCAUACGAUGAAUCGCAUUUUCAAAAGUUUCAAAACAGCGAAUUGGUGGACACAAUUGCAGAGAUAAUGUGGACAAAAUUCGGCAACUUUUUUGGAUAUGGAAACGCAAAAACAAGAUAUCAAGUGAAGCGAUUUGUGUUUGAUUGUUUAAUUGAAUAUUUGGAUUCGAAUUGUGGAGUAAUGGGGUCGAAGGUUUUGAUUGAUGAAGUAAUGGAAGAGGUGAUGAGGUGGAUGGAUUUUAUUGGUUUGAAUGCGGAUGAGGUGGCGGAAAGGGAUAUGAGUUAUUGUUUGGUGAAAUUGAUGGAUUUUGAGAUUGAAUGUCGUGAGAUUGGUGGUAGAAUUGAAGGGGAUUUAGUUAAUAUGUUGGUUGAUGAAAUUGUGUAUGAUUUUGCAACGAUUUAGUUAAUUAAUGGAGAUGGUUUUGUAUAAAUUGAAAUAUUGAGUGGUAAAUUUUCAAGGGAUUGUUUUAUGUGCGUCUUUUGAUUUGUUUUUGGUGGUAGUGAUUUUGUGAAAGGGGUUGAGUUUUUAGGGUUUAUGGUUUAUGUGCAAUGUGU
Messenger RNA from Lactuca virosa, 1979 nucleotides. The record is from the annotation of a GenBank genome assembly. NCBI's taxonomy places the organism in Eukaryota, Viridiplantae, Streptophyta, Magnoliopsida, Asterales, Asteraceae.